CCUUAUUCGAACUGAAAGAGAUAAGAAAGAAGGGAGAGCCUCACAAUCAAAAGGGAGAGAGAUAAGGGAGCUGGCCGCAGGGAUAAUCUCCAGUUCGUGGAGCUCACUGUUUGGUUCGUAUCUUGAGAAAUACUCAUCCAAAAUGGGCGUGUGAGGUGUCCACUGAAAUCUCUCAAGACGAGGGAUCCAUAGAUGUGCGGUUUGAAGAAAACGGAGAAGUUUAAGGCCUCCAAAUCGUCCGAACAAAACACAAUCUCGCAGAAUACGUUUUUGUAUUCAAAGUUAGGGAACGAAUUCGCCGGAAUAACACCCGUUCUAGGGGCUGUUUUUGUAUCGACAUUUAGGGGUUGAGCUAGCACUUUGAGGAGGCUAUUUAACACUCAUAUUCAAGCAAGGAAUCAGUUCUUAAUCCACCUUGACCAAAGCUUUGACCAUUGGAUCAAGAAGGAAAAGUUUAAAGCUCAAUUAAGAUAGUGUAUUCUUUAUUCCCCAUAUAUAUCACAUAAUGAACUAACACUUUUGUCAAGUCCGAUUCAUGGAGACAAGCUAAGAAGCCCAUAGUAAUAUUAUCUUAAAGCCCACAAAAGUGAAGUUUUCAUUGGAUUUGAAGUCCACCCGAGCGAUUCUUCAUUCUUCCAUAGUUCCAUGGAAACAGAUGGAAAGAGGAAGUGCAAAGGUACAACUUUAACUGCUCUACCCUGAAACAUCCCUUUCUGCUCUCUCCACACUAAAGACAUAGCAAACAUUUCCUCACUUUGUACAUUGUUUAUUCAGAAAUGACAAAACCUCAAACACAAAAUGCAGUUAAGACCCCACCCACCCUUCUCUCUGAUCAAAUUUGGCUCUCCCUCCCCAAGAGCCACCCCCAGUCUAUCAACUGCGCCCAUCCUUACCCCUGUCCUUUUCUUCACUUCUUAUGACAGUAUGCUUCAUUAUUGGGGGGAUUGACAAUUUCUUGAUAUGCAUUAUUUGCUUUGAUUUAGGCUUUAUACUGACAAGGUUUGGCCAAUGCUAUCCGUGCUUUGCCAUAAUGCUCCAAAUGCAAUUAAAUGUCUUACCUUUUCAAGUAAUGGGGCCUUCUUUCAUUGGAAAAUUGUAAUUUCUAUUUAGUUAUCACUAUUUUUCGAAGUAAUGGAAUAUUUUUGUUGAAUUCUAAAACCCAGUUCAUCCAAUUCUUAUUUUUCCCGCUGGUUUAAUUGGAAGAACAGCUUAGGGAAUGCAGGCACAUUGUACUGUCUGUUUGAUAUUAUUACUGUUUGUAGUUGAAUUGGUUAUUGGGAGAUCAGAUUUAGAAACCCUUUUAGAGGUCAAGAAAGGGUUUAAGGAAGACCAUUCAGGAAAAGUCCUUAAUUCUUGGGAUUCCAAGUCUUUGGAAGCAGAUGGAUGUCCCCGGAACUGGUAUGGGAUCACCUGUAGUGAGGGUCAUGUUACUUCAAUAGUACUUAAUGGUGUUGGUUUAAUUGGAAAGUUGGAUUUUCCAGCCAUUAGCAGUCUCAAGAUGCUGCGAAAUCUAUCAGUAGCUAACAAUCAAUUGAGAGGUAAUGUCACACUGGAUGUUGGUUUUAUUGAAUCAUUAGAAAAUUUGGAUCUUUCUCACAAUAUGUUUAGCGGGUCAAUACCCUUGGAAUUAACUGGUUUAAAGAACCUUGUAUCACUCAACUUGUCCAUGAAUGACAUGGAAGGUGAGAUUCCUUAUGGGGUUGGUAGUCUUGAACAGUUGAGUUAUUUGGAUUUGCAUUCAAAUGCACUUUUGGGUAAUGUGACGGGCCUGUUUGCUCAAUUGGGUGGUAUCCUUUUUGUAGACAUAAGUGGAAACAAGCUGUUUGGAUCAUUAGACUUAGAAACCAGGAAAGGGUAUUCCAGCUUUGUGUCUAAGGUGAAGUAUCUUAAUAUUAGCCACAACAACAUGAGUGGGGAGCUCUUCCCUCACGGUGGGAUGCCAUCCUUCGACAGCUUAGAGGUUUUUGAUGCAAGUUAUAAUAUGUUUGUGGGCAAGCUCCCGUCCUUUAACUUUGUAGCCUCUCUUCAAAUUCUUAGACUUGGAAACAAUAAGCUUUCGGGAUCACCACCGCAAGGUCUUCUGCAACAGAGUUCAAUGAUCUUGUUUGAGUUGGAUGUAAGCCAUAAUGAGCUUGAAGGCUCAUUAGGAAACAUCAAUGCUGAAAAUCUCAAGUUUCUUAAUUUGUCUUCCAACAAGCUUUCGGGCCAAUUGCCUGGCAGCGUAGGGCAUUGUGAAGUUUUAGAUUUGAGCAAUAAUAUGUUUUCUGGAAAUGUGUCCAAAAUCCAAAGUUGGGGAAAUAAUAUUGAAGUUAUUAUACUGAGUUCCAACCUUUUAGUUGGAUCCUUGCCAAACGAAACCUCUCAGUUCUUGAGGCUUUCUUCACUAAAAAUCUCUAACAACUCGUUAGACGGUCUACUACCAUCCAGUUUAUGUACAUACCUAGAACUAAAAGUUAUUGACUUAAGCAUAAACCUUUUAAACGGUUUCCUCCUUCCCUGCCUCUUUAAUUCCACAAGAUUGAGUUAUAUACACUUGUCUUCCAACACUUUUAAAGGUACAAUACCUAUGGAAGCAAUGACCCUUCAGAACCCGGCCCUUAUAACACUUGAUUUGUCUAAAAAUGCACUUUCUGGGCAUUUAUCUCCCGACUUAAUUCGGUUUAGGAACUUAGAAAGUCUCGACCUUUCUAACAACAAUUUUGAUGGUGACAUUCCUACAAACCUUUCUGACACAUUGAAAUAUAUUAAUGUUUCUUGUAACAAUUUCUCUGGACCUGUUCCCCAAAAUCUAUUGAGGUUUCCUAACUCGGCAUUUCAUCCGGGAAAUUCCUUACUUGUGUUCCCACAUGAAGAAGUUAAAGUGAAUGGUACUUCAUAUCUGAGCUCAGCAAGACGGGGUCCGCGCUUGAAAUUUGCAGUCAUAGCAGCUCUUGUUGCAGGUCUAGUUGGCACCUCCUCUAUAGUUGCUUUGCUGAUGUACAUGGUCAUUUGCAAAACCCAUCAAGUAGAUGGUGGGAUGGAGAACUGCGCUAAAGGAUCGACAUUGUCAGCUGGACCCACAAGUGAUCUCAGCGUUCGGGGCUUGCCAGCUCAAACAAGAAAAAGUGAAGCGAUUUCUUCUUCUAUAUCACCUACGAGGAUACAAUAUCUAUCAAAAAGUCCAAAACCUCUAAAAGUUUCUUCCCCUGAUAAAAUAGCGGGAUCAUUACAUUUGUUUGAUUGCGCCUCAAAAUUCAGUGCAGAUGACUUGUCUUGUGCUCCUGCACAAGCUAUGGGAACAAGUUGUCAUGGUACAUUAUAUAAGGCUGUGCUUGAAUCAGGCCAUGUGUUGGCCGUCAAGUGGUUAAAAGAAGGGACACUGAAAAACAGCAAGGACUUUGCAAGGGAAGUAAAGAAACUGGGAAACAUUAGGCAUCCUAACAUAGUAUCCUUUAUCGGCUACUACUGGGGCCCUAAGGAUCAUGAGCGGUUGAUCCUAUCAAAUUAUGUUGACUCGCCGUGUUUGGCUCUCUACCUUCAUCACAAAAACCCAAGAACGCAAAAUGCCUUGUCACUUACGGAUCGGCUCAAGAUUGCUGUAGAUGUUGCCAGGUGUCUAUGUUACCUUCACCAUGAAAUCGCCAUACCUCAUGGAAACCUAAAAUCCACAAAUGUCUUGGUUGGAACAUCAACUGCCAACACAGUCCUCACAGACUAUAGCCUCCACAGGAUAAUGACCUCAGCAGGGACAUCUGAGCAGAUACUAACUGCUGCUGCACUGGGCUACCGACCGCCUGAGUUUGCAAGCAUGAGUAAACCUUGCCCGUCAUUAAAGAGUGAUGUGUACGCUUUUGGAGUCAUCUUGUUGGAGCUGUUGACCGGUAAAAGCGCUUCUGGCAUUGUUCCUGGGAUGGUGGACUUAACUGAAUGGGUGAGAUCGUUGGCUGCCCUGAACCGAUCACUCGAGUGCUUUGAUCCGUUUGUGGUGGGAGUGAGGAGUGCAGAUCGUGUGUAUGUGGUUCUUGAUGCCAUGCUGCAUGUUGCUCUUAGUUGCAUCUUCCCUGCAGAUGAACGGCCUGAUAUGAGGGUGAUCUUUGAGGAGCUGUCAUCAUUAUCAGUUGAAGACACCACACUACAGAUAGUUAAGUAGGGAUGGAACAGCCGAACAGGUCUGGUUCCUGGUCCAACAUUUGGGCUACCUGUAACGGAGACUGGAAAAGAUAGGUCAACUCCGGUUUUUGUUUCAAACUGUUCCCAUUCUAGUCCUAUAACUCCUAUUCCUCACAGGUUUUAGCCUCUUUCAAAAUAUUGAAACCUUAACUGGUUUGAGGGCUUAUUUUGGAGGAGCCUAAACCGGUUUUAGACCAGUUUGUUUUGUCUGGAUCCACCGCUAAAAAUAUAUCAGAAGAUUGACAAAAUUUUAUUUUUAUGGCAGUUUAGAGAUCCUUUGGAUUUCUGUUGUUCAUUAUACUACAUUCAAUUCAAG
This is a messenger RNA of Cuscuta epithymum, 4465 nucleotides long. Lineage: Eukaryota; Viridiplantae; Streptophyta; Magnoliopsida; Solanales; Convolvulaceae. The record is from the annotation of a GenBank genome assembly.